UACACUAUUUCUACUCUACUCGACAGAGCAAUAUGUGGACCCAGAAGAGAUGAACGCCAUGGACAGGAUCCUCAGAGCAAAUCAACUCUCCAGAGGGUUUCCAUUAAGAGAGGGAGACAUACUGAGUCCAGGAUCCCGCAGUGCCAUUACCUGUCUAGGAGAUUCCUGCCGCUGGCCCAAAGCUGUGGACGGAUUUGUGUAUGUACCAUACAUCAUGUCCACAUUAUAUGAUGAUAUGGACAGAAUCACGAUAGAAACAGGGAUGUUGGACAUUUCCUCGUCAACCUGUGUAAAGUUUGUCCCUCGCACACAUCAAGCAAACUUCCUCAAUAUUCAGCCUAGAUAUGGCUGCUGGUCAUAUCUGGGAAUGACAGGAGGCAGUCAGACGGUCUCUCUGCAGUCUCCAGGCUGCAUGUGGUCAGGAGUGGCGUCCCAUGAGCUCAUGCACGCUCUUGGUUUUGUACACGAACAGUCCCGCUCUGACCGUGACCGCUACGUUUCCAUCCUAUGGGAAAACAUCAUAGAGAAUCAAAGACACAACUUUAGAAAGUAUGAGACCAACAACCUCAAUACCGCAUAUGACUACAGUUCUGUCAUGCACUACGGGAGGUAUGCCUUCUCAGAGGAUGGGGGGCCCACCAUCAUUCCUAAACCAGACCCUUACAUUCCCAUUGGCCAGAGAGACGGACCAAGUAUUCUGGACAUUCACAAAAUAAACAUCUUGUAUAACUGUGGUGGCCUUGUGUGAAACAUUGAUUGGAAUAGAUCUACCAACAGACAUCAUAAAUUUAAAACUCACAUUUCCUUCUAAUGUUAAGUGUUAUGAGAAGUCCAGAAUUAUGUGAAAAUGUAUGUUUUCAAAAAAGACAUGUUGAUCAUGAUCCCCUACAGCACUAGAACUGUUUUUGGACUAAUGACUAGGGCCAGACGGAAUCUGCGGAUGUUUUUUGCUAUUUUU
Molecule: messenger RNA, 958 nt
Organism: Danio rerio (zebrafish)
Lineage: Eukaryota; Metazoa; Chordata; Actinopteri; Cypriniformes; Danionidae
Source: RefSeq, a predicted model, not a curated record